Ramularia collo-cygni is the source of this 411-nucleotide messenger RNA. RefSeq lists its product as uncharacterized. NCBI's taxonomy places the organism in Eukaryota, Fungi, Ascomycota, Dothideomycetes, Mycosphaerellales, Mycosphaerellaceae. The record is from RefSeq and is a predicted model, not a curated record. Bases 1 to 411 code for a protein of 136 amino acids. The transcript has 2 exons.
AUGCACUUCUCCACCCUCCUAUCAAUUGCUUUUGCAGCAGGUGCCCUCGCACUCCCCGUGCGCGAGACACCUGAAUUAAGCGAGACCCAAGUAAAAGACCUCGUCCACGAUCUCCUAUACGAGAACAUCGACAAAUCCGUCGACGACGUCAACGAGAUCGUCGCCGGCCUCGGUGUCAAUGGCAUUUCAAUCACUCAGCGAGAUGUGAGCGAGCGCCAAGCAGAUGACCUGCUCCACGAUCUGCUAUACGAGAAUGUUGACAAGACUGUCGAUGAUGUUAAUGGAAUUGCCGAUGAGGCUGGUCUUGAUGGCAUUUCGAUCGCUCAGCGAGAUGUGAGUGAGGAACAGGGAGAUGAUCCCCUUGACGGUUUGCUUGGCGAUACUCUUCAUGAUAUUGGUAUUAUUGUGUAA